AUGAAUAUUUGGAUUGAAAAAUGGAUUAAAAUAUAUUUAAAAUGCUUUAUCAAUUUGAUUCUAUACCAGCGUAAUGUGUAUCCAGCUGCCUCGUUUGAUUUAACCACAUAUCAGGCUUUUAACUUGCCUCAAUAUAUUCCCGUGAAUAGACACCCUCAACUGCAGCAAUACAUCGAAGAGUUGAUAUUAGAUUUAUUGGGUAAACUUUUACACAUAUACGGUGUCAGUCUCUGUAUUAUUGCAAAGGAUACAGGAAUAUGUAUUGAGAGGUACGUACUAAGAUUUGAUGAAUUUGAACAUGUCGAUGAUGUGGGGAUCCUUUCAGAAACAGAGGUAUUUGAUGAAUUUAGAUCAAGUUUGAACAGCCUUACGGCGCACUUAGAGAAGCAGCCACCGAUUAGAGAUGAUACCGUUACUUUUGAAAUCAUUAUAAACACUUUGGAGAUGCAACUGGGCCAUAAACCAAGAGAAAUGGAGUCUAUAAGAACCCAAGAUGAUCAAUUGACAUUUGAUCGUGAUGUAAAUUGGACCAAGUGUGAGGAGGAUGAAGGUUUACCCGAUCCUGAGAAGAGUAAAGGAAUUUACAGGCCAAAGAUUAAGAUGACAUCGUUGGUUGGUUGUGAUGUGGGGCCACUAGUGAUACGACAUCAUUCUGAAAGGUUGAUUGUCACGGAUGAUACUUUGGAUAAAAUUUAUACAAGUACUCAGGAGAGUAGUUUACAAUCUCUACCACUUUAG
This is a messenger RNA of Zygosaccharomyces rouxii, 738 nucleotides long. It is a transcript of the gene REV7, whose product is annotated as Rev7p. Bases 1 to 738 code for a protein of 245 amino acids. The transcript has a single exon. NCBI's taxonomy places the organism in Eukaryota, Fungi, Ascomycota, Saccharomycetes, Saccharomycetales, Saccharomycetaceae. Gene Ontology annotation, cellular component: zeta DNA polymerase complex. The record is from RefSeq and is a predicted model, not a curated record.